Molecule: messenger RNA, 2563 nt
Organism: Mycena citricolor
Lineage: Eukaryota; Fungi; Basidiomycota; Agaricomycetes; Agaricales; Mycenaceae
Source: the annotation of a GenBank genome assembly
GGCGCCGCAGGAAACUUCCUCGCCCCCAUAUCUGGGCUGUCCGAAAAUGCAUUCAGAACGGUCGUCGAGAUCGACACAAUUGGGACGUACAACACCAUCAAAGCGACCAUCGCUCAGCUGCGCCUAACAAAGGGCGCGUACAUCCACGUUAGCGCUAUGCUGCACUACAAGGGAACACCCUAUCAAGCCCACGUUUCCGCCGCCAAGGCCGGUGUCGACGCGCUUUCUGCGGUCUUAGCUGUCGAAGAAGGACCUCACGGGGUGCGGUCCAAUGUCAUAGGACCGGGGCCCAUUGCCGGGACGGAGGGAAUGGAUCGGCUCGAAGGCAAAGGCGCCGGCUCGGUGGAGAUGCUGUUCCCAUUAGGACGCAUGGGGGCGAUUUCUGACAUCGAGAAUGCUACUGUGUAUCUGUUUAGUGACGCGGCAUCCUACGUCACGGGACAGAUACUCUGCAUAGAGGGCGGUACCGAGCAUCUGCGUACACAGGUUGUGCCUUAUCCCCUCAGCGUCCUCGAGCCUGAGAAGGUCCAGGCGAUGAUCAAGGGCAAGCUUUGAAAUUCAUGUCUGUUUGAUGUUCUCGAUGAACGCGCAGCUUCGUCUCAAGCAGAGAGUGAGCUCGAAAAAGUGGAAGCAUGGGGAGGGCAAAGAAGUGGACUCGAUGUAUGCAUCGGAUACGCCAACGGUUUGGUCAAAACCAUCUGCUAUCCGGGCCAACCAUUUUGCACACGAAUACCGGAUAUAGCAGCCCGCCUGCUUGAAUCUGGUUUAAACGUGGGAAGUGAGCACAUGAGGAGGCGCCCUAACCCUGCUUCUCGCCUCCCGCUUGUGUUCCUCGAAGGUUACAACAUGGAAAGACUUGGGCAUCGAGCUGUGGACGGCGGCACACCGGAUGUCUUUUCUUACCAACUCCCCACCAUGAGCGAGUCACUGGAAGAAGCCGACCGGCUCAAUGAGCAGCAUGCCUGUUUCCGAAUGUACCUGGGUGACACCAAAUUAUCCUAUGCUCCUCUGGAGCAACUCGAGCCUCGCAGAAUCCUCGAACUUGGAUGCGGCACUGGCAUCUGGGCUACUGAAGCGGCCAAGAUGUUUCCAGACGCCCAAGUUGUGGCAGUUGAUAGUGCGGCCAUGUCUGAGCAGGCCCUUCUGCAGCUUCCGGGGAACGUCUCGUUCCAUCAAGCGUCCAUCCUCGACUAUCUGAACUCGAAACCGCCUUUAUCCGAUGUAGUGCAUGCUAGGAUGGUGCUCAUGCAUAAUCCCAAUCCUGAGGCCCUCAUCGACGAAAUGGCCGCCACAGUCAAACCCGGCGGAUAUCUACUCAUCGAGGAUCCGGAUUUCAGCUCCUUGAUCGCCACGGGAGGACCAAGCAUGGUCCGCUUGAUGGCCAAGUGGACCCAGAUGUGGCGUGACAAGGGAUGUGACGUCCAGAUCGGCAAGAGGGAGGCGGAUCUCCUUCGCUCAACGGGUGCCUUUGCGCAAGUCGGGUCAACGAGGAUUCCCAUGCCUCUGGGCGGGGACUCGUCCUCUGCGGAUCCCGCACUCAACCGAUUGGGAGCAAGUUUUGCAGUACCUGUCAGGAAUGCGGCGUUGACGCUAGUGCGAAAGUGGCAAGAACCGGGCUUGGCGGAAGAGACGGUCCGCGACAUGGAUAUGGGAGGGGCGACAAUGGACUUUUACUUUGCUUGGGCGCGCCGAGUUGACUAGUGCAAACACGAGGGUCUCUAGGUCUCGCUGCUGACAUGAGCACUACGGCGAAGCUUCUCUUGUACAUACAAGAGUGCAACACAUUGGCCUACGCACUUCCAAGCCACUGUCACUCAGACGCUAGUCCAAAACCCAAUAGCCGGGACCGACGAAGGCGGCUGCUGGACAUCGGCACACACCCGACAUGAAUGCCUUUUUCGGCCACGAGAAUGGACAAUCUUAUCAGCUGCGGGGAUUGUGUGGAUUCGAACCUAAACAAGAAUGGCCGACCGGUGAUAAGAAGACGCGUGGGGAGGGCAGAGGAAGGACACGGCGCGAUGGAUACUCCCGCUUCCCCUGCUGUCUCCGAGUACCCACUGCCCAACAUGGCGGAAUCAGCGACCGAAUCCACCCGGUAUAUGCUGCGCGCGCGCUGCACUCGUCAUGCACAGCUCACUGCUCACCAGCCUGGAUGAACAGCAUGAGGCGAUCCAGGCAUAUCUCGGUCACGACAAAUUGUGUUAUGCUCCGCUGGAAGAACUAGUGCCUCGCAGAAUCUUGGAACUUGGCUGCGGCACUGGGCUUUGGUGCGAUUGCUAUUUACGUCCGAGAGUUCCUUGACAUCAUGACCCCUCUUCAGGGCCACUCAAACAGCCAAGGUGUUUCGGAGCGCACACGUCGUCGCGGUCGAUAGUUCGGCCAUGAGCUCGCGGUCUCUCAUGCGGCUUCCCGAGAAUGUGUCGUUCCACCAAACUUCUAUCCUCGACUAUCUUGACACGCACCCUGAUUCCUUCGACAUUGUCCACGCCCGCUUGGUUCUCAUGCAUAAUCCCAACCCUGAAGCUCUCAUCAAUCGAAUAAUCGGAGUGCUCAAGCCCGGAGG